GAAGGUUCUUAAACAGCGCAGUGAGAUCUGACACUGAGCAGGAUGCAGAGCCCUAUGGUCCCACUAAACGUUCCUCUGAGUGAUGGCAGAGGAGCAGGGACAGUCGUGGUGUCCAUGCCGGAGCAUCCACCUGAUUAUACAGUGUGGUCUAUUGCCACCUUCUUCUAUGGCAACCCGUGCUGUCUGGGCCUGGUCGCCUUGAUUUUCUCCAUGAAGUCCAGGGACCAGAAGAUGGUGGGUGACAUGAUUGGAGGGAAAUCUUAUGGCUCCAAGGCACGCCUUUUCAAUAUCAUUGCACUUGUGCUUUUCGCCAUAUUUAUCAUACUUUUCAUAGUGAUAAUGGUAAAGACCGUUUCUGCAGUUUCCAGCAUCAGUAACUAUUACAGCAGAGGAAGAACCUAUGGAAACUACUAA
Clarias gariepinus (North African catfish) is the source of this 414-nucleotide messenger RNA. Its product is annotated as dispanin subfamily A member 2b-like. Bases 43 to 414 code for a protein of 123 amino acids. NCBI's taxonomy places the organism in Eukaryota, Metazoa, Chordata, Actinopteri, Siluriformes, Clariidae. Gene Ontology annotation, cellular component: plasma membrane. The record is from RefSeq and is a predicted model, not a curated record. The transcript is spliced from 2 exons.